AUGUCUGAUAUCGCCACACAAGAAAAACUUGAUCCUUUACUGAGCUUAGAACCUAUCAACGAUGCAGUGGUGGAGACGGCCGAGGAGGCCACAGAGCCGGCCGAGGCGGACAUCACAGAGCUGUGCCAGGACCUGUUCUCCAAAAUGGCCACGUACCUGACAGGCAAGCUGACGGCUACCAGUGAAGACUAUAAACUUCUGGAAAAUAUGAACAAACUGACUAGCUUGAAGUACUUAGAAAUGAGAGAUAUUGCAGUAAACAUAAGUAGAAACCUAAAGGACUUAAACCAGAAAUAUGCAGCACUUCAGCCUUCUCUGGAUCAGAUCACUUUAACUGAGGAGCAAGUAGCAGCUCUUGAGCAGGCAGCCUACAAGUUGGAUGCAUAUUCAAAGAAACUAGAAGCAAAGUACAAGAAGUUAGAGGCGAUGAACGCUUCUCCAGCACAAAGUCGGACUCCAGGAAUGACUGUGAGGGGGUAUCGCGCUGGGACGCUUCGACUCCAUAAAGAGAAGCCGUCUGGCCGAUCCCCGGAGGGUCCCAGCUCGGCUCUGCUUGGAUGA
Molecule: messenger RNA, 561 nt
Organism: Dromiciops gliroides (monito del monte)
Lineage: Eukaryota; Metazoa; Chordata; Mammalia; Microbiotheria; Microbiotheriidae
Product: biogenesis of lysosome-related organelles complex 1 subunit 2-like
Exons: 2
Coding region: 1-561 (186 amino acids)
Biological process (GO): endosomal transport; lysosome localization
Cellular component (GO): BLOC-1 complex; gamma-tubulin complex; BORC complex
Molecular function (GO): gamma-tubulin binding
Source: RefSeq, a predicted model, not a curated record